Messenger RNA from Caenorhabditis elegans, 1946 nucleotides. RefSeq names its product RING-type domain-containing protein (gene Y54G2A.40). Bases 69 to 1946 code for a protein of 625 amino acids. NCBI's taxonomy places the organism in Eukaryota, Metazoa, Nematoda, Chromadorea, Rhabditida, Rhabditidae. The record is from RefSeq and is marked reviewed. The transcript is spliced from 8 exons.
AUAAACAAAAAAUUGUUGCAUCGAAAAAAGUAAAUAUCAACAAAGUGAACUCUAUUUAAUUCAAAUCAAUGUUUCAUUUAGCCUCUCUGAUUUGUAGUGGAUGUGAAGACGGAGAAACUAAUCAGUUUUAUGAUAACCUCGAAAAACGUCAGUGCUAUUGUAGUUGCCAACAUUCUCUGUGCACGCAAUGCUUCAACAAAUACAAAAAUUGCCCAAUUUGUGCAAAACCUCUCGUUCGAACCGAAAACUAUGCAGCCAGACAAAUUUAUGAGCAAUUUAAGGAAAAUCCGAUGAUUGUGUUCAACAAGUGGUGGUGUUCUAUUCAAAAUACAGAUGCUCCUGAAAUGUGCCCGUCGUGUCAUGUGGACCGGCGGAAAUUUCAUUGGUGUAUUGAAUGUGAGAUGAAAUUGGAAAAUAGUGAAGCAAAGUUUAGAAGAGCAAGAAUAUUUCCACGUACCGACUUGCAAAAACAGCUGUGCAAAAUCUCUGGCGUACGAUUCGGCUUCGCAAUUUUUGCCAGCCGAGUGAUUUGUUCGGACUGUGUUCUUCAGGACCACGACGGACAUCAUAUUGUAUCCGUAAAAAAUUUAUAUGCUGCAAUGAUGAAUGAUAAAAGCAUUACUGGAAGCGCGACUCAGGUGGCUACUCAAUUCCUAUGGUCAGAAAUUGCGGAGAGAAGUGGGAAAUGUUUGCUGCGAACGAUGAGAUUGAAGAGAGCCUGCCUGAAGCUAUUCUGGACUGCACGGGCUCCAAGCUACAAUAUAUUUUCGGUCGACCAGUCAAAAUUCUUCGAGCCAUUGGUCCAAAUGUCAGACGACUAUAUCGACAGAGUUCGGAAAAACGUUGAACACCAAUUUGUUUGUGCGAAUUCGCCUUGGAAGAAUUGCAAUUGCACACAAAUAAUGAGGAAAAUGCAAGAACUAGCCUUGAAAAAUCAGAUUGAAAAGCGAUAUGUAGAAAUUGUAAGUGAACUGGAGCUUCAGGAGAUCACAGAAUGCCCACUCAAAAUGGAACGGGUUCAGGAUUUGUUGGAUAAGUCGAAUAAGAUGUCAAGAAUGCAACUACACAAACUUUACACAGUUUUCUGCUGGAAUUACUAUAGAACGGAUACUUAUGAACUAUUUAACGAAACCGACAGGAAACCAUUAAUUUGCUCCCAGUGCAAAGUGUCAACUUGUUUCGAGUGUUACAACCGAUUAUAUAACGAGUGCGGGUUUUGCGAAUGUUCUAUUAUGGCUGUAUUUCUAAAAUAUAAAGAUGAUGUAGAGGCAAGAACCAACCACGAGGCUUUGGAGUUGUUAAAGUUUUAUAAAGAAAACUGUAUUGAGGUUUUAGAGGAGUGGUGGGCAAGUGACGCAUUUCAACUUGGCUUCUGUCUUAGCUGCUCCUCGUACUCGGAAGACCUCGAGAUUUGCGUCUACUGUGAGCUUGUUCUUCGGCGAAGUGUACUGAGAACUGACGCUGAAUCACCUGACAACUUUAAAAAAGGAAUGAAAAUCCGUUUUAAUUACAAGUGGCUCGGCGGUCUCCCAUUGCGAUGGCAAUGCUCAGACUGUGUAGAUCGACUUUUCAAAGAAGAUCAGGGUGCCUGGAAGCAAGGAUGCAAUCAUUUCCUCCAACGACGCUCUCCAAUAAAAAUCACAAAAGAAUACGCCGAGCACAAUUGCAAAGCGACUGUAAUCCGGCUCAAAGAAAUCAAAAAUUACGGUUUUGCGUUGAAAAGUGCUACUUUUCGUUUAGUCUUCAAGAUUCUCAGGGCAGGAAUCGAAGAGAAAGGGCACUUUCGGAAUGGCAUUUCACAAACAUAUUGGCUCUUGUACUCUAGAAUACAAUAUUUUCUGCGAAAUUCUUUAAAUGGGAGGAAAUCCGUGGAAAUGGAAGAGUUGAAGGUUAACAUUUCUCGGUUGAUUGGAGAAUUGAAAGCUCACAGUUAUCGGAAUGAAUAA